AACUUCCAGUCGUUUUUUUAGUCUGCACCCACGCUGAUAAACCUUAUCAUGACAGAGACCCAUUUGAAAUUGCGAACGAAGUUUAUGGGACAUUGAAAGAGAGACCCUACAGUGCCCAUUUGUUUGAUGUGUAUUGUGUGGAUAAUACAAAGUCAGGCAGUGAGUCUGAGUGUCAAGAAGUCAAGCGCUUAAGACAGGAUGUUCUUUCUGUUUCUAAGGAAUUGCCGCAUGUCAAAGAAGUAAUUCCUGUUAAGUGGCUAAAGUACGAAAAGACACUCCAAUGCAUGAAAAAAGAAGGGCAGAAGUGGAUUUCACUUGCUACAGCAAAGUGUGUUGCAUGUAAUCAAUGCGAAAUCGAGAGUAAAGAUGAGUUCAAGACGCUGCUCAACUUUCUGCAUGACCUAAGAAUCUUGAUCCAUUUUGAUGACACAGCGGAACUGAAAGAUAUGGUGGUCCUGGAUACUCAGUGGUUGAUAGACGUUUUCAAGAAGGUGAUAACUGUAAAACCCUACCACUGGAAAGAAAAGCCAUUUGUGGACCUAUGGUGUAGGCUCGAAAAGGAAGGAAUCUUAGAGGAAAAGCUUUUAGAACAUGUCUGGAAACCUUUGAUUCUCCACAAAGAAACAUCUGAAAGCUUAAUUGCAAUAAUGGAAAGAUUUAGUCUGCUAUGUUCAUGGCCCUUACCUGAUGUCUCUGGCGACAAACAAUACCUGGUACCUUCAAUGCUGAAGUCACAUCCACCAGAGGCUGUCACGAAGUUGGUGUCAACUGCACAUAUGCCUUCUCUUGUUCUCAAAUUUGAAUCAGGUAAAGUGCCUUCUGGCUUAUUUCCCCGACUAGUGCUGCAGUUUUUUCUUUGGGCAAAAGAAAGGUUUUGGAGCUCAGUAAAACCAAAGAUGUACCACAGCUUUGUCAGGUUUUUUCUGUCAAAAGAUGCUGGAGACUCUGUGAUUCUUCUUUGUCACUCGUGUUACAUUGAGGUUGUCUAUCAUCGUGGGAGUGUAGACGACGGAUUAGGAAAUGCUUUACGGUACCAGAGGUCGAUGGAUAUCUGUUAUAAAGAACAUGAAUUAACGUGUGUCCGUGUCAUCUGUAGACAGUUUGGUUUGAUUCUGGAGUGCAUGCGCAAUCAGUUCUGCUGGUUGAACAGUAUGAGAUACACAAUGGGUAUCAUCUGCCCGGUUUGCCGUGAACAAAGUGCCAAUGACUACUGCGAUAAGCAUCAGAGUCUAGAUUGCAAAGAAGAGGACUGCCUUCACUUUUGGUCCCAGUCUGAUUUGUUUGCUUCUAAGGGGGAAGUCUUUUGCGACAAAUCGGUGUGUGCGCAUAAUAGUAGAUUCAGCCCUGAGCGCUGGGCUCCUUGGUUUCCACCUCA
This is a messenger RNA of Pocillopora damicornis (cauliflower coral), 1375 nucleotides long. RefSeq lists its product as uncharacterized. Lineage: Eukaryota; Metazoa; Cnidaria; Anthozoa; Scleractinia; Pocilloporidae. Gene Ontology annotation, biological process: signal transduction. The record is from RefSeq and is a predicted model, not a curated record. Gene Ontology annotation, molecular function: RNA binding; protein binding.